AUGACUAUCGGUAAGAAAUUAGCAAAUAAUAGAAGGGAAAAUGUUAGAAUUUUGAUUUGUUUCAGAUACGAAUGGGAGGGCAAGAUCAACGAAGAUUCUGAACUGAUACUUAUGAUUAAAACAAGUUCAGAAAAAGUUCCAGAAUUGUCCAAGUAUGUAAGGGAGAACCACCCGUAUGAUUGUGCAGAAGUAAUAAGCUCAAAGAUAGAUGACGGAAAUGAACCGUAUUUAAAAUGGAUUAGCGAUACCUUAUCAUCUCCCAUUAGUAAGAAUACUGAAUCUGAUGGAAAUCCUGAAGAAAAGAAACAAAAACUGGAUGAGUGAUGAACAAACUUGGAUACAUUUAUUGAUGCAAGUGUAAUAAAUUAAUUCAGAACGGUUUUAUACAAGACGUGUCAUAUAACGGCAUGGGAAUGUAGCUUUCAAUGUAUCAUUCCAAAGUGGAAAGAAAAAAAAAAACAUAUACAAAUACACAUGUAUAUGAUAAAGUAGAGAUGUAUGUAACAUGUUAUCUAUGUCUCUGGAUAAAAUAAUAGUAUUAAUCUGAUGCCAAUUGUGAUAAUUAGACACUGACUAAAUAAAAUUUAUUUAGAAA
This is a messenger RNA of Ruditapes philippinarum (Manila clam), 595 nucleotides long. RefSeq names its product protein CutA homolog. Gene Ontology annotation, molecular function: copper ion binding. The transcript is spliced from 5 exons. Gene Ontology annotation, biological process: response to metal ion. The record is from RefSeq and is a predicted model, not a curated record. NCBI's taxonomy places the organism in Eukaryota, Metazoa, Mollusca, Bivalvia, Venerida, Veneridae. The coding region runs from base 1 to 324 and encodes 107 amino acids.